UUGUAAUCAUUAACGAGUCCCUUCCUCUCCAUUCGUCGUCAAAACAGAACAAUUAAUCGCAAAAGAGAUGGAAUAUAGGUACUGAAAAAAGCUCACAACACAAACACGCUUAACAUGUCAUGCGUACCUAUCAUUAUUACAUCGCAGUAUUGAUUUGAACUCGUACGAGAUUGUAGUAUUAUUUUCCCCCCCCCAAUAAGCGUUGGAUUCAAUAACUGCUGUCGAUGAACUUCUAACAAGUCGAUCAUGAUAUCGCCUGUGACCGAAUGGUUGCUCGACAACGUUACGUGUCUGAGUUUGAUCGCCGCUUUCGCGAGCUUCUACUAUUAUUCGAUUUCGACGUAUGAUAAAUGGCGGAAAUCGAACAUUCCAUACGUGCCGCCAGUGCCACUGUUUGGCAACACGAUCAGAAUGAUGAUGAGGCUCGAGCAUCCUAUUGACAUGUUGGACAGGUUCUACAACAGUUUCCCGGACGUCAAAUUGUUCGGAUACUACCAGAUGAGGGACCCGAUACUGUUGGUCCGUGACCCGGAGCUGAUCCACACGAUACUGGUCAAGGAUUUCUCGUAUUUUACCGAUCAUGGUUUCGACUUGGACCCGUCCACGUCUGUGCUGGCCAACAGUCUGUUCUUCUCUAAUGGCCAACGAUGGCGGACGAUGCGUCAGAAGUUGAGUCCGGGCUUCACGUCCGGCAAGCUCAAGGACACGCACGCCCAGAUCAACGAGUGUAGCGACGAGAUGGUGUCUGGAAUURUCGAGACGAUCGAGAAGAAGACAGACCGAAUCGACGUGAAAACGAUAACUUCUGGUUUUUCCACUGACGUGAUCGGCACGUGUGCGUUUGGCAUGAAGUUGGACACGAUCAAGAACGACGAUUCUGACUUCCGGCGGUACGUCAGGAUAAUGUUUCAGAAUACUCCGAAACAGAUGAUCGUCCAGGUGUUGUUGAUGAUCUGCCCCUGGGUGAUCAAAGUGUUAAAAAUCCAAAUGUUUUCCGCGGAGGCGACCAAUUUUUUCCAUAAAGUUUUCACCGAUGUAUUCAAGUAUCGCGAAGAGCACAACGUGAUCCGGAACGAUUUGGCGCAGACCCUGAUGCAAGCGCGUAAAGAAUUAGUUUUGAAAAAAAACUCGACUACUGAAGAUAUAUUCACCGACGACGAUAUCAUCGGUAACGCAAUUCUCAUGUUCACCGCUGGUUCUGAAACCGUAUCGUCUAUUUUAUCUUUUUGCCUCUACGAACUGGCACUGAACACAGAAAUCCAAGACAGAUUACGGACAGAARUAUGUUCAAUGAAAGCAAAACAUGACGGACAGUUAAACAAUGAUUAUUUAAUGGACCUCCAUUAUACUAAUAUGGUGUUGGAAGAGACUGCACGCAAGUACCCCGUUGCUUUUAACUUAAUGAGAGUGGCUACAAAAACAUACACUCUACCCGACGAAUCAUUUGUAAUUGAAAAAGGACAAAAACUCAUUAUACCUUUGUUCAGCAUACAUCGUGAUCCAAAAUAUUAUCCCGAUCCGCUGAGUUUUGAUCCGGAAAGGUUUUCUGUGGAACAAAAAUCUCAACGACCUAAUGGCACUUACAUGCCGUUCGGUGACGGACCUCGAUUGUGCAUUGGUAAACGGUUCGCCGAAUCAGAAAUGAAAUUGGUCCUGUCAAAUGUAUUGUCAAAAUUCGAAGUCUUACCGUGUGAAGAAACUGAAAUUCCCGUUGACUUUAGAAGUGAAUCAGGAAUUAUUUCACCAAAAAACGGCAUUGUGUUAAAAUUUAGACCAAUUAUUGUGCAUAAAUAAUAAUUAUUAUUUAUUUCUAUCUCUAAAAAUGUAUCAACUUAUAUUACCUAUUUUUUGUCAAUAUUUCAAAUUACUCUGUUCGCACUUUUAUUAAGAAUGUUUUUUUAUAAAACUCUUUUGUUUCUUCUUGUAAUCUAU
This is a messenger RNA of Diuraphis noxia (Russian wheat aphid), 1932 nucleotides long. RefSeq names its product cytochrome P450 6k1-like. The record is from RefSeq and is a predicted model, not a curated record. NCBI's taxonomy places the organism in Eukaryota, Metazoa, Arthropoda, Insecta, Hemiptera, Aphididae. Gene Ontology annotation, molecular function: monooxygenase activity; iron ion binding; oxidoreductase activity, acting on paired donors, with incorporation or reduction of molecular oxygen.